Tauraco erythrolophus (red-crested turaco) is the source of this 877-nucleotide messenger RNA. Lineage: Eukaryota; Metazoa; Chordata; Aves; Musophagiformes; Musophagidae. The record is from RefSeq and is a predicted model, not a curated record.
CCCUGGCUUUGCCUUCGGUCCCGCCGACGGAGCCGGAUUCAACACCUCCUUGGCUGGCACGGAGCUGGGCUUCGAGCGGCACCAGGCAGAAAGUCCCUGGAGGCCAGCGGCGACGAGGCACACCAGCGCUUUCCAACCUGUCUGUGCCCCGGAGAGGGUGCCCGGGGGCUCUGCUGGGCUCGCAGAGACCCUUCCCGAAGGAGAAGGGCACUGGGUGAAUCCCAGCCUGGGGGAGCAGGAGCCCCCUGACUCGGGGAGGAGGAGACCCAGCCCAGUCUCCCAGGACACCCUUGGCAGGGGACCCCUGGCUCCCAUCGUCGUCACCUGCGAGGUGAAGGACGCAGCCGAGGAGCUUGUCCCCAUGUCCCCGUCCACCUGCCCGCCAGAGGGGCUGGAAGACCCGAGGAAUGGUGAGGGUUCUUCCUCCCCACCCAUGCCGGUGAUCAACAACGUCUUCAGCCUGGCACCAUACCAAGACUACCUGGAAGGCACUGAGGGCUCAGCCCAGGUCCCCUUCUGCAGGGAACAUCUCCGGGGGGACACCCCACCCCAAAACCUGGUGGGCAGCUGGGAGCCCACCACCCUCGAGCCAGGAUCUGGGGGGGGCAGCCCCGGUGGGGCGGGGAGCGAGGAGCAGCCCCCCGAGCACGUCGCACUGGACCUCAGCUUGAAGAAGAGACUGGUGAAAGCCGAAGAGACCGGGGGACCUGUCGAGCAUACAGAGGGGACACCGGCCAGGGAGGGUGCCGAGGAGGAGAACGAGGGUCCAGGGGGGAAAGCGGGGGUGGGAGAGGGGUCCAAGCCCCCGGCGCUGCCCGCGCUGCUCAAGGCGGGCUCUGAGGACAAGAGCAGCUUCCAGAGCUCGGCCACCUUCAUG